Messenger RNA from Anastrepha ludens (Mexican fruit fly), 3121 nucleotides. Its product is annotated as nose resistant to fluoxetine protein 6-like. The record is from RefSeq and is a predicted model, not a curated record. Lineage: Eukaryota; Metazoa; Arthropoda; Insecta; Diptera; Tephritidae. The transcript is spliced from 10 exons. Bases 347 to 2569 code for a protein of 740 amino acids. Gene Ontology annotation, molecular function: acyltransferase activity, transferring groups other than amino-acyl groups.
GCGAAGAAAUGUAACUUUAGUUGAAUUUGAAUUUGCGGUUCGAACGGUCGGUAGUGCAGAAGACCAACAAAUUGGUAAUACUUGCACGGCAAAUAACCGCCGGAUUGCUAAUUUGCCUUCAUAGAAUAAUUAAAUAAACCAAUAGACUCAUUUGAAUUGACGACGACUGAAUGAUCCAAAAGUUUUCUACCAACAACAAGAAAAAAAAGAACAAUUAGGUAGUUAAACAAAACUAAGUGUAAAUUUCUUGUGAAAAUAAAGAGAAAAAAUUAAUUGUUAAAAAGAAACUAUUACUCAACAUUAUUCUACGCAAAUUUUUGAAUUGUCAUUAAUUUAUCAGAAAGUAAUGAAGAUGUCGCGAAUGUUGUCAUUCGUAGCUGUGCUUUACGCACUCGUAAGCGUUUGCGCAGCGGGCACAGGCGAUCCUGCGACAAAUAAAGUUGGUGUGGAUGCGCGCUUGGAUUGGUCAACUGAGAAAUAUGAGGAUUUCGAGUAUGUGGUCAACGCAGCAAAACUUCCUUUCGAGGAUGGCAGUGCGCCGUUGACGCCAAACGAACGACAAUUGUUCGCCUAUAGUCUCACGAAAGUGGAAGGGAAGCAAUGCCGAGACGAUCUGAAUGCUACGCUAUGGGGCAUUUUGAGCGGCCAACGAUGGGCUAUUGCAAUGUACGAUGCAAUGGCCAAAUCAGCAGCUGGUAUUGAUAGUGGCGCAUUGCACCAAUUCGGACAUUUCGAUGAAUGCCUAGAUCAGCAACGAUUUCAUUCGAAUACGAUCGAAAAUCAAUCGACUGAAUUUGUGGUGCGCUCAAAAUAUUGUUUGGUGGAUGUACAAAUGGAUGGAUUUGCGAUGCAAACUGCGGGCAGUCGACAAAAAGAGGCCUUGAACCGCAAUGGUGAUGCACUGGUGGUGGCGUUUUGGGGCGCAUGCGUGCCCGCGUCUUGCGCAUCCACAGAUAUAGUGUUGUUUUUGCAAAACUACUUGCAACGCCCUGUGCUAAGUGCCAACGAAACGGCGUGCCAGCUGAGCAGCAUUGGAGCAGGCAAUGGACUGCACGUCGAUGGUGGAAUGUUCACUUAUGCUGUUGUGCUAUUUGUGUUUGUAUUGUUGGCCACGCUGAGCACUGCCUUCCACUGCUACUUGAUUUAUGUGUCUAGGAACGCCGAUGAUGUGUCAAAGCGCGCAUUACAACAAGAAACGUUGACAAUCGCAUUGCUCUCAUUCUCCGUUAUCGAGAAUACAAAAAAACUGUUUCAAGCGAGCAAAGAUCACAUGGGCCUCAAUUCGAUUAACGGCAUUAAAGCUAUUGCAAUGUUGCUGAUACUUGCCGGCCAUGCGCUGUCGUUCAUCUACAGCAGUCCCAGUUAUAAUGUAGCGUUCGUGGCUGAGCAAACGAAAUUCCCCACAUUUGCAUUCCUCUACAACUCGCUGCUAUUCGUGGACACUUUUCUGCUGUUGAGCGGCUUUCUGUUCUGUCGCAUUAUGUUGGUCGAGCUCGACCGUCGUCGCGGCCACAUAAACCCGUUGAUUUUGUACGUUGGCCGCUACAUCCGCCUGACACCGGCCUAUAUGGCGAUAAUCGGUUUCUAUAUGACCUGGUUUCCGAGCAUUGGAAGUGGUCCCCUAUGGCGGGAACGCAUCACGCGCGAACAGGAGCGUUGCCAGGCAUCGUGGUGGCUUAACAUUCUCUAUGUGAAUAACUACUUCAAUACGGACAAAUUUUGCAUGUUUCAGUCGUGGUAUCUGUCCGUGGACACACAGUUGUUCUUCAUUGCACCGAUUUUCAUCUAUUUGCUCUACAAAGUGCGAAAAUGUGGCAAGCGCUUGCUAAUCGCCGCAGUCGUUUGCACUACAAUCAUUCCAUUCGUGGUGACAUUUGUGCGCCAUUUGGACCCCACUUUGCUGGUCUUUGCGGAUGAAUUAAUCGACUUGGCUAGCAAUAACUAUUACAUUGGCUACUACGUGAAGACCCACAUGCGCGCCUCGUCCUAUUUUAUUGGUUUGCUGACUGGUUUUCUGGUGCAUGCCAUGCAAGAGCGGGGCACAAAACUUCACACUGUGUUCGUACGUCUUACCUGGUUGGUCUCCACUGUAAUCGGCAUUGCGUCCAUAUUCUCAGUUUGUCGCUUCUACAGAAGUCCGUUUACAUUUGUCGAGAGUUUCCUUUAUGCGGGCUUUCAUAAAGUAGCUUGGAAUUUGUCUGUGGCGUGGCUAGUGAUGGCAGCAACAACGGGCCAUGCUGGGUGGCUGCAAAACUUUCUGAGUAGCCGCUUUUUUGUGCCCAUCAGCAGACUCACCUAUUGCGCCUAUCUGUCGAACGGCAUAGUUGAAUUGUAUCAUUCGUCGACCUUACGUUAUGGCAGCUAUCAGUCUUACGUGAAUUUGGAAAACAAGAUGAUCAGCCACACGGUGGACACAUUCGCUUUAGCCUUCGUGCUUUGUCUCCUCUUCGAAUCGCCCAUACAUGCCUUGGAGCGGAUUCUGCUACGAAAGGCGGGCCGCCCAUCUGAAAAGCGCACCCCAUCUACAGAAAACCAAAGCCCCAGUACUUCUGAAGAGCAGGUGGCUUAGCUCAAUACUCCAAACAUCAAAAUGAACGAUUUUGUUUCUAAAUUGUUUUUUAAUUAGUUUGUAGUAUUUGUACAUUUGUAUGUACUAAAAUAUAUUUUUAAUUAAUAUUUUGUGAUGAUUGCAUAGCCUUUAAGUUUUAGCUGUAGGAUUUUAUACGCGCAUACAUAAGGAUAUAAUGUACGUACAUAUUUACAUAUCUACGCAUAUGUAUAUAUGUAUUGUUGAAUAUGGGUAUAUAAAUAUGUGUGAAGUAGAGUUUUAUACAUAUUUUUGUUCUUGUAAUUUUGUACAUAAAUAUUAAUGACACUUGCCGUUUUACAAGCCAAUACUUCCUUAUGCCGUUGCAUAUUACAAUAUUGGGAGGAAUAAUUUAGAAUAAACUUUAUACAUACAUAUGGGAAUGUAUGUAUAUAGUUACAAAUAAGUGUAUGUGAAUACUUUCCGGUAGGGUAGGUUUCGCUACAUAAAUAUUGUAUGAAAAAUUUGUUUAAUUAAGAAUACAGAAAUAUGUAUGUAAAUUGUAAAAAUAUAAAAAGUUUAAAAAAACUUCAA